Molecule: messenger RNA, 2622 nt
Organism: Cimex lectularius (bed bug)
Lineage: Eukaryota; Metazoa; Arthropoda; Insecta; Hemiptera; Cimicidae
Product: switch-associated protein 70-like
Exons: 11
Coding region: 66-1580 (504 amino acids)
Cellular component (GO): nucleus; cytoplasm
Source: RefSeq, a predicted model, not a curated record
GUUCAUUUCAAUGACACCGACUCUCGACAGAAUGCCAGAACCCAAAACUUAAGGAAUGCUCGACGAUGGCAGCCCUUCUCAAGAAUGUCACCAACAGCAUCUGGCAUGCCUUCAACUCCCUUUCGACCGAUUCCUCUGGGAACGUCAUGAAGUCAAAACUAAAGGUUUUGACUGCGAAUAUUGGAACUCUACUGGAUUUAUAUGGAGUGGAGAAAGGCCUUGACCAUUUCAGAAGUACAACAAAUCUAAAUUUUUAUCACUUUAAAUACUAUCUUCUUAAAGAGGUUUUUUCAUCUUUACCCGAAUCAAUCUCUCCGGUUGCAUUAAGAGAUUACGAAUCUAGAAUAGAUGAGGUAUGCUGGUUAGUUUGCAAAAGAAACUACACGCCCAGGGACCACCAAAUCUUACCAGACGAAUGUGUCUACCACCUAUUUAGAGUUUUCUGCAUGCUCGCUGACCUUAGUCAAAGCACCACACAACAGAAUGUGUACCAGGUUGUUAUGGAAAGAAGUGAAGUUGGCUUGGUCACUUCACAGCUGGUCACAUCUUUGGGAGGAGAUUGGAAUCAGGAGAGCUAUGACAGUCUGACGUACAACACACCGGGUUUCAAGUUUUCAACGUUACUCACACUACUCGAGAGCAAAUAUCUCAUAGGAGUUGACCAACCUGUUCUAGUUGAAGCGAUCACAGGGCUAGCUAAUACUUUUCUUAGAGAUGUCAUUAAAAAAGGUACUUUGAUGAAACGUGGCUACUUAUUGCCCACUCUACGAGAAUACUGGUUUGUCUUGCAGCCUAAUCAGUUGACAUACUACAAACAUGUUGAUGAAAAGGAACAGUGUGGAGUUAUCACCCUUGAUCCAAAUUGCUGGGUAGAUUCGACAGUCAAUAGGUUGCUCAUCCACACAAGUGAGAAUCGAACUAUUGAACUCGCCCCAAGAGAUCAUAGGAGCCGCCUUCAGUGGGUGUCGGCAUUGCAAAUCGCGAUUUCUCAGUCUGGUGGUUCCCAUGGUUAUCAAAGGACGUUAGCAGCCAGAAGAAAGAAACAAAGAGAAAUAGACGAAGCUGAGAAUAAAAGGAAAAGCAGCUUGAUCCAUGACAUGGGCGUGCAACUUCAAGCAGAGAAGAUGGCUAGAGUAGCAGCAGAAUUGGAGGCUCGUGAAAUCAAAGCAGCACAGGAGAAACAGCUCAACCACUUAGAAACGCUUUUAGAAAUUGAAACGCAGGCUAAAAGGGACGAAGAAAUUGUAAGGAAUCUCCAAGCGAGAGUUUUGAGAGAAGAAUGGGAAAAAAGAGAGGAAUUAGAAAGAUUACAAGAAGAGCAAAGGCUCCUUUUGGAACAAGAAAGGGCAAAAAGAAGGGAGUUUGAGCAAAAGCAGAGAGAAAAAGAAAAACAACUCGAAGAAGCUGAAAACAGACUAAGAGAAUUAGAAGGAGAGCGGGCUAAACUUGAUCAAGAACUUCAAAAGGCAAGAGAUAGGAUAUUUUUUGUGGAACACACUAUGACUCAGGAACCUACCAAGGGUGGAGUUAAAGUUAGGAGGACAAUGUCGUUCAUGCCAAGUACUAAGGAUAGGCCAUAAAAUGAUUUGUAUCUACGUGCCUCUACAUCUUUCUAAACAUAUCCUAUUGGCAUUUAAUUAGGUAAACGCUUUACCUAUGUAAUUUUUUUAAAUGGUACUUCAAGGUACAGGUGCAAUUUUUGGAAUGUUUACGGAUGGUUACCGUAACAACCAUUCCUAACCAAUUUUUGUUACCAUGACAGAGAUCUGAAUUAUUUGCUACAUAUGUUUAUUUUUUAUUAUAUGGCUGUGUAAUUUGUCAACCGUUUUAAGUUUUUUAUAUUAACUGAAUUUUCUUAAUUGUUAAUUUUUUUAAAACUUUUAGUUUGCCUAUUAAAUAAACUAGUAAUACUCUAAAAGUUGAAAUUGAUUCUAACAAUUUUGAUUUUCAAAAUACAGUGUUUACUAUCAUAAUUUGAAAUAUUCAGUAUUUUAGUGGGCAAACUGUACUGACUAAUUAUAAAUUAAGUGAUGAACAAUUCUAAUCAAACUAACUGCCAAAAAUAAUGGUACUGCAUAAGCGUAUUUAUUUUUUAAAAUGUGAAAAUUUUCUUAGGAAAUAAUUUAAUUUUAGUGCCUUAACCUCGUAACUUCCAAUUGAUGUAUAUAAUAAUUUUAUUUGUUGUUAAUUGAAAACAUUACUUUUACUUUAGGACUGUUUUUCACAGCUAUACUUUUAAAAUAAAAUUGUAAUGAUUGACUUCAUUAAAAUUAUCUUAUUGAUUAUUAUAAUGCAUAGUGAUGUAAAUUGAAAUGGCUGUUUACUUAAAAAUUUUAAUACUUUGUCAUUACAAACUGAUAACUACCUAUUUUGGCUUUUUUGUAAUAUUUAGCUUAUGGUACAUUCUAUGAUUGUUAAUACAAUAACACAUCUAUUGAAAAUCAAUAACAGCCAAAAAAAUAAAGUUAUUUUUGUGAUAUACUACAUUAUAAUUGCUUGUUGGAGGUACAAAUUGCAGAAAUGACAUCUACCCUAAAUUUAAUAUAUAAACAAUUUUUUUUGUGAACAACUGAACAUUAAUCUGUUUGGUUUCAAGGUUAAAUAAAAUACUUUAAUAUUAGA